AUGCUUGCCAGUGUGUCAGUGAGCAAGGAGCCAUGUGCCCACACUGCUCCAGCCGCAACGACAGCACUCGCACCGCAGAUCACGCGACUCCUUUCGUUGAAGACAUUCGACUUGCCGCAACAGCAAGCAGACGACCUCACGCACUCGGCAUCGGCGGUGCUACCCACUCCAACGUCAGACAUUCUGGGCGGACAUCCACUGAGGAUCCUCGUGGCACCGUCAGGGUUUAAAGAGAGUCUGGGCCCAGAACACGUAGCUGAUGCGAUUGAGGAAGGCAUCCGGAAGGUGCUCGAUCGCAGUUCCGUUAUCCUGCGCAAACUUCCUCUGCAUGACGGUGGAGAAGGGUUUGCUCGUGCCUUGGUAGCGGCCCAUGGCGGAUCUAUCGUCGACGUGCCAGUCACCGGCCCUACUGGAUCGGCGGUCGAAUCGCACCUUGGUUUUAUUGGCAAGGACAAGAAGACGGCUGUUUUGGACAUGGCGGCAGCGGCAGGCCUCCGCUUGGUCCCGAAAGAUGAACGCGACCCAACGAUCACCACUACUUAUGGGGUGGGACAGCUUAUCAAGAGAGCGCUUGAUGCAGGGUCCACAAAGAUCAUCAUUGGCUGUGGAGAUUCGGGAACCUCAGACGGAGGAGCUGGAAUGCUCCAGGCGCUCGGUGUCCGGUUACUUGAUGAAGAUGGCGAGGAGUUACCCAAGGCCGGCGGUGGUCGAUCGUUAGCACGCCUAGCCAGCAUUUGCUGGGCUGAUGCGCAUCCUCGACUACAAAAGAAUGCUGUCGAGAAGGUCCAGAUAGAGGCCGUAUGCAACAUCAAGAAUGUGCUCUGUGGUUCCAAAGGAGUCGCGCGAGUGUAUGGGCCGCAGAAGGGAGCUACGCCUGCUCAGGUCGAGAUGCUCGCGACAUCGCUUGAAAGGCUGGCGCAGGUUGCUCAGUCGACGCUUGGAGAGGACAUCUCUCAGACCCCGGGUAGCGGUGCCAGUGGAGGUCUCGGAGCAGGUUUGAUGUUGCUCGGCGCUACAUUGCGUGCCCGCGCCGAAGCCAUCAACGAGUACUUUGAAUUCGACCGGGUUUUCGAGAAUCAGUGGGAUUUCGUGAUUACGGCGGAGGGCGCUUUGGAUUUCCAGUCACCAAACGGAAAGAUGACGACAGAGAUUGCUCGUCGCGCAAAGCGGAACGGGGCGCAGGUGGUUGCACUAGCUGGUACCAUCGGGGAAGGAGCAGACGGCUGUUAUGGUGCAGGCAUCAAAGCCUUCACGAGCAUCCUCAGGGGGCCAGUAACCCUGGAACAGGCAAUCGUCCAGACUGAGGUAUUGGUCGAAGACGGCGCCGAGAAAGUGAUGCGCAUGAUCAUGGUAGGGUUGGCUCUUGGACGGCACCGCUGA
This is a messenger RNA of Alternaria infectoria, 1380 nucleotides long. RefSeq lists its product as uncharacterized. Lineage: Eukaryota; Fungi; Ascomycota; Dothideomycetes; Pleosporales; Pleosporaceae. Bases 1 to 1380 code for a protein of 459 amino acids. The record is from RefSeq and is a predicted model, not a curated record. Gene Ontology annotation, molecular function: glycerate kinase activity. The transcript has 3 exons.